AUGGCCGAGGAAUCGGACGCGAGCAAGCUGUACAAGACGGAGCUGUGCCGAUCGUGGGAGGAGACGGGCUCCUGUCGCUACGGCAACAAGUGCCAGUUUGCUCACGGCAAGGAAGAUCUCCGGCCAGUCAAUCGGCAUCCGAAAUACAAGACCGAGGUUUGCAGGACAUUCUCCGCGGCUGGAACCUGUCCCUACGGCAAGCGCUGCCGAUUCAUCCACGCCACGCCUAAGCUGUCCGACGUCAAGCUCCCCCCGCUCGUCGCGCCGGCGAUGAAUCUCACCAAGCUCCUCCUCCACGACAACGCGGCCGCCAUGGCUCCAAGAUCCAGGCUGCCGGUGUUCCGCGAGAUCUGCCUCUGA
Selaginella moellendorffii is the source of this 360-nucleotide messenger RNA. Its product is annotated as mRNA decay activator protein ZFP36L1. Gene Ontology annotation, molecular function: metal ion binding; mRNA binding. Bases 1 to 360 code for a protein of 119 amino acids. The record is from RefSeq and is a predicted model, not a curated record. Lineage: Eukaryota; Viridiplantae; Streptophyta; Lycopodiopsida; Selaginellales; Selaginellaceae. The transcript is spliced from 2 exons.